This is a messenger RNA of Closterium sp. Yama58-4, 2157 nucleotides long. The record is from the annotation of a GenBank genome assembly. NCBI's taxonomy places the organism in Eukaryota, Viridiplantae, Streptophyta, Zygnematophyceae, Desmidiales, Closteriaceae.
AUGCCUUCUUUCGUGAUUGUGUGUCCCUGCGUGUGUGUGUUUCUCGGGGAAGGGGAGGGAGGAGGGGGGGAGAUGCAUGGCAACAGCUUCUCAGGGUCGCUGCCUAACAGCCUCUCUCGUCUCGUCAACCUCCAGUCACUGGACAUGGCGCGCAACAACAUCUCAGGCGGGGUGCCCAACUUCCCUCAGGCGGCGUCGCUAGUCUUUGUGUCGCUCGUCAACAACAUGAUCAGCGGGCCUGUCUCUCAGGACCUCAUGAACCGGGCUCUGGUGGAACUCAGGCUGGCAGGCAACCCGUGGUGCCGGGACCCCGAGAACCAGCUGCUCUCCGUCUGCUCGGCGACCGUCAGCAACGCCACGGUGGAGUGGACGCCCCCGGAGAUCUGCCCGGGGCUCACGUGCCGCAACAAGGAGACGCAGGCCGCCAACACUGCCAUCUACUCGGAUAGUGGCAACUGCGUGUGCUCGGACUACCUGUCGGUGACGCUGCUGCUCACGUCCGCGCCCUUCUCCGUGUUCACCAGCGACAUUGCCAAUAAGCUGCGCGCGGAGUUGGCCAACCGGCUCAGGAAUUACAUCUCCGGGGCGCCGCUGCUGGAGCAGUCGCAGGUGUGGGUGGCGUCAGCGGUGCAGGCGAGCACGGGGCAGGUGUUGGAGCUGCACUUCUUCACGGCGCAGGGCGGGCAGUGGGACGUGGCGGUGGAGUCCAACAUCCUCAACCAGCUCUUCCUCGGCUCCAAGUACAACCAGCUCCUCGGCGCCGACUUCGGCCCCUAUGUGCUCAUCUCCUCGGCAUCAUCCACGCUCUACGGUCCCAAUGAUCCACCGCCCGGCCCACCACCUCCUCCUGAUUCGUCAUCCUCCUCCAAUUCGUCCUCAAAUUCGUCUGAGAGUGGAGGAGGCGGGCUGGCGACGUGGGUGAUAGUGGUCAUAGUGCUGGUGGUGCUGCUGCUCCUCACAGUCAUUGCUGUACUCGCUGUGCUCUACUCGCGUGCACGCAAGACCAAACCACCCACCCCGCCUGCACCGCUCUCCCCCAAGGACUACUCACGGCUGUCGGAUCUCUCAAUCAAAGUCCAGGACCAUUUCGUGAAGGCAGUGAGCCUGCCGGUGAUCCUGGAGGCGACGCAGAACUUCAGCCCGUCGCAGCUGCUGGGGGAGGGCGGCCACGGGUCUGUGUACCGCGGGCUGGCCCCCACGGGGCACACGUGGGCUGUCAAGCGCAGCAAGAUCGUGAACCUUAAAGGGCUGCAGCUGUUCCAGAACGAGGUGGACAACCUGUCCAAGGUAUCGCACCGCAACCUGGUGAAGCUGCUGGCGUACUGUGACGAGGCGAACGAGCAGAUCCUCGUGUACGAGUUCGUUGCCAAUGGCAGCCUGCAGGAGCACCUCCGCCCCAAGGAAGGGCACCCGCGGCCGCCAUUAACACUGGAGCAGCGGGUGGACAUAGCGAUCGGGUCAGCGGAGGGGCUGCACUACCUGCACUCCUUCGCCAACCCCGGCAUCAUCCACCGCGACGUCAAGUCCGAAAACAUCCUCCUCACUGACAAUCUCGAGCCGCGGCUGGCGGACUUCGGCCUGCUGAAGAGCCUCAAGGAGGAGAACCGGGACGAGGCGGUGAGCACGAGGGUGGCGGGCACGCCGGGGUACAUGGACCCCGAGUACUACAAGACCUUCAAGGUCACCACCAAGAGCGACGUGUAUAGUUUCGGGGUGGUGUUGCUGGAGCUGAUAACGGGCAAGCCGCCCGCCAUGAACAAGUCGCAGAUCUCGCACGUCUCGCACUCACAGUUUGACAACCACCAGCUCAUCACCAUCGCCGAAUGGGCCUUCCCGCUGAUCGUCUCAGGCGAUCUAGACCUGGUGGCAGACCCGCGCAUGGGACCCAACUACUCCAAGGAAGCCCUGCGAAUGAUGGCCACCGUUGCGCUGCAGUGCAUCCAGCGCAGCAGCGCCGACCGCCCUGACAUGGGGGACGUGGUGCGGCUGCUCUCAGAGAUCCGCUACGAGGUGCGCGGAAAGCGCCCCGCCACCGCGUUCCUCCCGACGGGCGAGACGGAUUAUAGCGGCGCGCCGCUGGUGCCGGAGGGGUACUCGGGGAUUAGUGACACGAUUGAGAUUACCGCCCCCACGUCGAUCAUUCCGGGCGGAAGGUGA